Molecule: messenger RNA, 1734 nt
Organism: Peniophora sp. CBMAI 1063
Lineage: Eukaryota; Fungi; Basidiomycota; Agaricomycetes; Russulales; Peniophoraceae
Source: the annotation of a GenBank genome assembly
AUGCGGCUGAACUGGCCGACUACUCUACCAUGCUCGCUAUUUCUAGCUUAUCUUGUACUCGCGGGUGGUGCAUCUCCGGUCACCGCGACCGAAGCCGAGCCUGAGCGCUUACAACUCGAUCCGGCCACAUUCGUUUCCAAAGCAGGAAAGGGGUACUGGUUUGUCGAGCACUUCUCGCCAUGGUGUCACCACUGUCAGGCUUUCAUGCCGACUUGGGACGAGCUUGUGAAGGAUUACGAGGGCUCGGGCGUGAAUCUCGCGCAGAUUGACUGCACCGUCAACGGAGACCUGUGCAGCGAUCACAAAGUGAAAGGCUACCCCACUCUAAUAAUGUACAAAGACGGCAUGGACAUCGGCCAAUUCCAAGGCGCGCGCUUACGAGACAAGCUCGACGACUUCAUCACCGACAAGACCGCCAUCUCACUCAACUCCAAGAACGGUCACGUCGUCGCCGAACCCGAAUCCACGUCCGAAUGGGCCACCGUAGACCCUAAUCCCGACGGGACAGUACUCCAACUCACCCCCGCAACCUUCUCAGCGGCCAAAAACCGCGGCGGAAUCUUCAUCAAAUACUUCGCGCCUUGGUGCGGCCACUGCAAGAAGUUAGCGCCGACAUGGGAGCAGCUUGCGCGGUCGAUGCGACACCAGCUCACUAUCGCUGAAGUCGACUGCGACGCGCACAAGAAGUUGUGUAAUGCGGAGGGUGUCACGGGCUUCCCGAUGCUAUUCUUCUAUGGCGCUGAUGGGUCCAAGACGGAGUAUACAGGUAGCAGGAAGAUCGAGGGCAUGAAAGCAUGGGCCGAACGCGCUGUUCAACCUACUGUGCAGCAUAUCUCAUAUGAUGACUUCGACAAGGCCGUCCUCGAUCACCCCGUUGUGUUCCUCUACCUCCACGCGCCAGGCGAGACGGGUGGAAUCAAUGCGCUCGUGAAUGGCGCACGCCCGUUACUCGGCUCUCCGCCAGUCUACACUUCGUCUUCGGCGCAGUUCCUCCAGCGGUACGGCGUCACACCUACCAGUGUACCAGUGCUUCUGGCAUUCAAGGAUCACGAUAUGACCACACCCUCGGACGUCCUCCACGUCCCAUCCACCUACUCCGCAUCGGAUCUCACAACAUGGCUCACCCACCGCCGUCUCCCGUCCGCUCUCGAACUCUCAGACAACACAUUCCAAGAAGUGAUGAAGGCACCGGGCUCGCCGCUUGUAGUGCUCACAGCCGUACCCGGAUCAGAUAACUUCGCAGAACACGAGUUCAUGGCGGGAAACGCUGCAAAGCUGGGUGUAAAGUGGAAGAAACUGAGCGCGCAGCGGGGCGGAGAGGGGAGACAGGUUGUGUUUGUGUGGAUGGAUCAAGGGCGAUGGAAGAAGUGGUUGAAGAGCAUGUAUGGGAUCACGAAGCCCGGUCAGGUCGUCGUCGCAGACCACUCCAACUUGCUAUACUACGACCAGACACCUUCACACACCCCGCUCGCUCUCGAGGAAUCAAACCUAUUCCCGACCCUCGACGCAGCCCUCUCCGGCACCUUACGAGCAAAACAUAGCGAGAACCUCCUCGAGCGCGGUGCUCGACGGAUGAACGGAUUCUUCGUCGCGCUCGAAGGGUUCAUCAUCGCGCACACCCUCUUAUUCUGCGCCGGCGUCGUCGUUGCGCUGGCGGGCGUGCUGUGGGUGUUGAAGAAGAUCAUUAUGGGGGAUGCGGCGCAGUACGGGGAUGUCAAGGGCAGGAUCGAUUAG